Sturnus vulgaris (Common starling) is the source of this 2558-nucleotide messenger RNA. RefSeq names its product EPM2A glucan phosphatase, laforin (gene EPM2A). Gene Ontology annotation, molecular function: starch binding; protein tyrosine phosphatase activity; carbohydrate phosphatase activity. Lineage: Eukaryota; Metazoa; Chordata; Aves; Passeriformes; Sturnidae. Gene Ontology annotation, cellular component: nucleus; cytoplasm. Gene Ontology annotation, biological process: protein dephosphorylation. The record is from RefSeq and is a predicted model, not a curated record.
UAGUGCGGCAGUAAAAUGCUGUUCCGCUUCGGCGUGGUGCUGCCCGCCCGGGUGACGGAGGGCGGCGCGGAGCUGCUGGUGGCCGGGUCGCGGCCGGAGCUGGGCGAGUGGGACCCGCGGCGCGCCGUGCCCAUGAGGCGGGCGCGGCCGAGCGCCCCGCUGCCCGCCCAGGAGCCCGCGCUGUGGCUGGCGGAGGUGGCGCUGCCGGACGAGGACGCCGCCAGCCCCUUCUGGUACAAGUUCCUGCGGCGGGAGGGCGGCCACUUCCUCUGGGAAGGUAAUGGGCCCCACCAUGAUAGAAGUUCUGUUUUCAACCAGAGCAACAUAGUAGAUGGAGUUUACUGCCUCCCAAUAGCACACUGGAUUGAAGUCUCUGGACAUACUGAUGAGAUGAAACACACAACCGAUUUCUAUUUUAAUAUUGCAGGACAUCAAGCUAUCCAUUACUCCAGGAUUCUGCCAAACAUCUGGCUGGGAAGUUGCCCUCGGCAGGUGGAGCACGUGACAAUCAAGCUGAAGCAUGAGCUGGGUGUUACAGCUGUGAUGAACUUCCAGACUGAAUCUGACAUUGUUCAAAAUUCCUGGGGUUGCAACCGCUACCCAGAACCCAUGAGCCCCGAAAUCCUCAUGAAACUGUAUAAGGAAGAGGGUCUUGCCUAUGUCUGGCUGCCAACUGCAGACAUGAGCACUGAAGGAAGAAUACAGAUGUUGCCACAGGCUGUCUGCCUCCUGCACGGGCUGCUGCAGAAUGGACACACUGUGUAUGUUCACUGCAAUGCUGGCGUGGGCAGGUCCACAGCCGCAGUGAGUGGCUGGCUGAAGUACGUGCUGGGAUGGAGCCUGCGCAAAGUGCAGUACUUCUUGGCUGCCCGCAGACCAGCUGUCUACAUAGACGAGGAAGCUCUGAAUCGUGCUGAAGAUGAUUUCUACCAGAAGUUUGGGCAUCUUCGUUCCUCGUGCCAAAUACAAGAAUAGAAAAGCAGAAGAGGGAAAGGAGGGUGAAGAGGAAUCCUUACAUUUCAACCCCAAGGAGUUAAAAAUUUCUGUGACUCAGGCACCCACCUCACCUCUUCAGAUUAUGAACUUCUUGUAAAAGUGAUGAGAAUUUUGUUUUAAAAGUGCCUUAGAGUGUUUUUUAUUUGCUUUCUUUAAACAUGACAUGAUUCCUGUUUUCAAGCCUUUUGGAGCAAUUUUGAGACCUAGAAACUCAGCAAAGUGAAACCAGAUUUUCCUUUUAACUACUUGCCUACAGGAACUGAGGUUUUAGGGUAGACACUAAAUAAGAUGUGAGAUUAAAUAGAGUUGGCAAUAUUUCAGCGACAAGAAAAAAAUACAAAGAUUGACUGGAUUAAAGUUCAGGUUAGGAUGGAGGAGAUCUUCACCAACGCUACUCAGUUAUUUUAAGCGGACAUUAGAUUGUUUCAGUGUUUUGUAGUAAUUCUGUAGUCAAGUUGUAUUGAUGAGAAAGACCAGAAGGAAACUGAUUCUUCAACUCAGUGUUUAAAAACAUAAAAUUAAUACCUAAUGCAGUGAACUAAGAUUUGCUCUUUGUCCAUCUAGUUAAUGUUAAAUAAUAUGAGCUCCAGCUGUAUUAUUUUAUGACAUUGGGGUUGUGCUGGGCUGUGAUAUGAAGAGAGGACACAGCUCCAGCUGUGGCAGCCUUGCUUUGUUGUGGGGCAGGACCACUGUUACACUAUCCUAGGCAGUGAGUUCUCUGAGUUGAAGCUGUGUUUUGCUGCUCUGGUCCAUGCACUGUUGUACAGGGGCUCCCUUAGGUCAGUCUGAAUAGUAAGACAGAAGGUUAAGACAGGACCUAAAGGAAUUGUGUGAUAAGCAAUGUGCAUGACUGGCACCACAGCCUCUGGACUGUUGACCCAGUUUAGUAUCUUCAAUACAGCAAAAGCCUCUCCUUGUGCAAGCGGUGAGUGUGUGUUAGGUUUAGCUGAUUGAAGCUAAUGCUGGGCUGUCUCUGGGCUGAAUGAAUACAUUCCUCAUAAGAGCAGAGAGCAACUCGGCAGAGGAUGGUUUGUCAGGAGCUUAGCCUCAGUGUUAGCUUUGUGGAUGAUUCCUAAUGUUUUCUAUUGAUGCUUGGUCCCUUUGCUAAACUAAGCAGUAGCACAAACAGCUCCCAGUCCCGCUCAGAUAAAACCAAUUUGCUGUAGGUUGAGUUCAAGAGAGAAGAGAAGAUUAAGGAUGCAUAAACAUUAAGAAGCAUGAUUUCUAUAGGUUUAUUCUUCAGUGAAAUUUCAUUUUUUCCAGCCAACUUGUUCCUCUAAAGAUGCAGUCAGUGACAGAGUAGUUUAAGAGCUAAAUAUUGAUUUUCUGAAUACUUAAUGGAGAAACUGUUACAUAUGAACUGUUUAUGGAGAAUGUCCAAAAUAAUACAUUUUAUUUAUCCUAUACUUCAAUCAUCUUAAGAAGAAAAAUAUUUAUUUAAGUUAUUCUGUGUGUGGUUUUGAUCAUGACUUCAUUUCUGAUUUUUUGAAAUAGCACUGCCUGUUUAGAAAAUGGAUGAGAAAAGUUCUCUGUUAAAUAAAGACAGAAUUACUAUUCCAGCA